GAGUUCUGGCGAGGGGAUGGACUGGGCCUUCCGAGGGCUCCAGGCAGUGGCCCCGCUCGCGCCGUAUCUCCUCCCUCCGCGGUGCCCCGAUUGCAGCUGCGUGGCAGACUGCUCGGUGCCGACGGAGAUCGUCGGGCUGCUGGGCAGGCAACUCGACAGGUGCGGCCCGGAGCAGUUGACCUGCCCGAUCUGCCCAGGCUGCCCUGAGGUGCGCUGCCCGGCGCCUGGGCCAGCGCUGGGGGCCUUCGCCGCUGGAGCGGCUAUCGGCGCCCUGACCACCGCGCUCGUGGGGGCGGUCUGGAGGUUGCGCCGGCCGACGGCGCUGCAGGCGGGGCGGCCCGCGCUCGAGGACGACGAGCUGCUCUUGGCGCUGGACGCCGGCGGCCCAGCGGCCGCUCCGGCCAGCGAGGCGCAGGUCGCGAUCGACUUCUUCGACGACCCGAACGGGUUCCUCUUCCACGUUCGGGUGCUCCUCGUGCCGGCGGGGGCGGGCAAGUGGAUCUGGGUCACCCCGGACCACAGCGUGCAGUUCGGGGACCUCACCACGCACCGCGUGGUGCCGCUGCCUCGGAACUCGCCGUUCCCUCGCCGGCUGGUGGGCCAGCUGUAUGCGUUCGACCCGUUCGAGGAGGGCGAGCUCGAGGCCAUUCGAGAGCAGGCGGCGGCGCUGGCGGCUGUGCUCGGCAUCGACGUGCCGCGCGGUGCAGCGGCGGCCCCUCCCCGCUGGGUGGUGGCCGACCCCGCUCACCCGCAGUUCGGGCAGGUCAUCGACGCGGCGAUCAGCGGGGCCGAGGACAGGUUCGUGCGCCGUGGAGCUGUGGCCUUGGCGAUGCUGGACGGGAACGACGACGACGGGAUCUUCGCAGCUUGCGAGAACGUGCCGGAGGAGCGGCACCAGCUAUGGCUGGACGAGAAACACUCGGGGCCCGGUCGGGAUCCUCGGGCGUGUCCCGUCCGGCGGAUAGGACCAGGUGGGCCUCGACGUGCAACCUUGGAUCAGGCCAUCGAGGCGCACCGCCCGCAGGACGUCGGCGACUGGGUGUUCCGAGGGCCGAAGUCGCUGCCCGAGUUCCUGGACAGUGUACGCGCUUCGGGGCUGGGCAUCGCGGGCUACGCGAACCACUACAUCACCAGCAGUGGAGUGCCACCCGGCAGCGCUGCUGCGCACGAGAUCCGCCUUCUGCUCGAGGCCCUGCGGCACCUCAUCGAGCACGACCAGGUCGACGUCACGAAUCUUGCAGGGGCCGAGCUCAUCGCAAGGAGGAUCGUGCAGAUGCAGCGAGCCAUUCGGCGCGACCCGAAGCAUCCCAACUACGCGGGCUUAGAGGACAUGCUGGCCUCGGCGCUCGACGAGACAGGAGGGGUGGUCACCAGCAAGUUCGACGAAUGGGUCGCGCAGGAGCAGAAGACAAAGGCAGUGAUCAUGAAGAACACACGGCUAUACACAGAGGAGAGAGACGCCGAAUCCAAAAAGUCUGGCGGAGGGCACGUCGUCGGCAUGGCGUCCGACCCCUUCCCCCUGGUGCUGCCCUCCGACUUCUUCGAGGAGACCAGCCGAGAGCGCCCGGCGGGACGCCGCGCCGCUCGCCGCCGCACGAAGCGGGACUGGACGCGCAGGGCGACCGAGGACAUCUUCUCGAGCCUGAACGCGCUGGCCGCCGCUCGAGCGUCACACACCCUCCAGCCAGGACGGGUGCGCCAGACUUCGACGCUGACCCCUUCGCAGGAGUCCGCGCUUGGCCGAGUGGUUCGAUCGGUGGCUCGACAUGGUCCGCCUCCGCCCGACGCUCGACCUCGAGAGGCCUUUCAGGAGCUUCUCAAGUCCAGCAACAUCUACUCCGAGGAGGGUCGGCUCACGGUUCGGCCCUUCGUUCAGGACAAGGUCUCCCUCUUGCAGGGCUCGGUGGAGCCUCGGGAGGCGCUCGACCUCGUCCCAGAUCACGUUCGACAAGUUUUGAUGGAACCCGAGAAGUUCCUGGAGCGGCACUCGGACGAGCUCGCAGACGAGCCCCACAUCGAGCCGUACUGGGAUCCUCUCUUGAACCCGAGGGUCCGCGCCAACCACCCGCGCCUGCUCGCGCUGCUGAAGCGCCUUGCCGACAUGGGGAUCGUGGUGGCCACUCGUCGGAAGAAGGCCACGGUGGGGCUGUUCUUUGUCGAGAAGAAAGGGGAUCGCCUCCGCAUGAUCGUGGGCGGCCGACAGCCCAACCAGUACCACCGGCUACCCCCACAGACCAGCGUGGCUUCAGUGGAGGCGCUCGCGUCGGUGCAGGUCGGGGCCGACUGGCGACAGCGCUGCUCGAUGAAGCCGGACGAGGCCGCCUUGUACGCGGCCACGGUCGACCUGAAGGACGGCUUCCACCAGUUCAAGAUUCCGCACCUGUCCGAGUGGUUCGUGUUCGACAUGCCCGGGGUCCAGGCGAAGGACCUAGGCGUACACCAGGUCUACGACGGCGACGCGAAGGCUUUCGUGGACGUCGCCCCGGACGACUACGUGUGGCCGGCCUACGGCGGACUGGCGAUGGGCUGGUCCUGGGCGCUGUGGAUCUGCCACGAGACGUUGGCGCAGGUGAUGCGAUCCUCGGCAGGUCCUCGCGACGCUAUGGUGCUGGACAAGGCGCCAGCGGCCCAGCUAGAGCCGGGGAUGGUCGGCGACUUACCUUACGUCGACAACGCCAACAUCAUUGGUAUCGAGCAGGACCUCGUGCAGGACCGACUCGAGCGCAUGACGGCGGCUCUCGACCAGCUAGGCUUGAAGUGGCACGAGAGGCAGGACGCAGGCAUCGAGGUCGAGAUCCUGGGCGUUAUCGUCGAUGGCGUGCAGGGCCUGGUUCGUCCCAAGCCGAAGCGCCUCUGGCGGCUGCACGGGGGCUUGACCUUUCUUCUGAGAUGGCGCAAGGCCGCGGGGUGGCAGAUCCGUGCUGUUCUGGGCCACCUGGUGUCCUUCUUCCAGCUGAUGAGGCCAGGGCUUUCGAUCUUCCGCGUCUUGUACGACUUUGUCCAGCAGGACCUCGGCGAGAUCCGCGAGUUGCCGACGGCCGCGCUGCACGAGCUGAAGGUCGCCAGGUCGCUGCUCUUCAUGGCGGUUCGCAGUCUCUGCCGCUUUCGGGAGCGAGCUCGCUUCAGCCGUCGAGAGAAGUUCGUGGAGCGCGAGCACGACGGCUUCAGGGGCUCCAUGGCGAUUGGCGACGCUGGCGAGGGCUGGUGGGACGGGCUGCUCGAGCGGAGCCGUGCUCGCGGGCCCGUGCCGGAGCGCUGCCGAGUCGAGGUCGACUCUGGCUGGCGACCGCCGCCGCUACCCGACGACUUCGUCGACCCCGGGCGCUGGGAGCUGGUUGUUGCUGGGGCCUGGCGCGACGCGAGCCGCAUCCACGACUACGAGGCGCGCUGCGGGCUGAUGGGCCUGGCUCGAGCUGCCAGUCAUCCGCCGUACCACGACACGGAGCUCCUCUCCGCAGGGGACAACAUGGGCUCGGUCUUGGCCUUCGAGAAGGGCCGCGCGGCAAACAGGGAGCUCCUCGCACAAUGCCGACGGGCGGCCGCGCUGCAGCUGGCCUCCGGCAUCGUGUGGCGACAACGGCAUGUCGAGGGAGUGCGGAACGCGGCGGACUACAUGAGUCGGGCGGCGGACCGCGGGCUGUUGCAGCCCGGUCAGGUUGGACAGAGGCCUCGACGGGGCCGGCGCUUCUUCCUGGAGAUUUUCUCGGGCGAGGGGUACCUGGCGGGGGCCAUCCUGGAGGCUGGGCUGCGUGCAGGGGUUCCCAUGGACCUCGUGAAGGGCCCGCAGUUCGACAUCACGGACCCGAAGGUCCAGAGGGUUGUCAUCGGGUGGAUCCGCUCCGGCGCUAUUUGGCUCAUGCAUCUUGCGACCCCGUGCACGCGGUGGUCGAUUGCACGCUCUUCGGGCACCGCAGAACCCGCGGGAGGGCUGGCCGCGGCGCGCUUCACAGUUCGCCUGAUCCAGGAGUGCCGGCGAUCUGGGGUCCACUUCACUCUCGAGAAUCCUCAGCGGUCGCGCCUCUGGACGUGGAGACCUCUGGCGAGGGCGCUUCGGGCGUCAGCUUCCACGUUUGUCGACUUGUGCCAGUGCCGCUUUGGGACGCCCUUUCAGAAGCCUACGAGGCUUGCGGCCUCCCACCCGCUGUUCGCCUCCCUGGCCCGCGAGUGCAGGUGCCGACGGCAUUGCGAAGUUCUGCAGGGCAAGGUUUUGGUGAGGGGACGCUGGGAGUGGAAGACUAGUCUAGCUGCUGCCUAUCCGCCCAGCCUGUGCCGCGCCUAUGCCAGCGCCGCCCAGCUCCUGGCGCCCCCAGCGGCCGCAAGGCCAGACGGAGAGGCCUACCUCGAGCGCCGCUGGGAGCGGCAGCUGGCGUCCGCGUGUGGCUGCUCCAGCGUCGCAGUCGACGCCCCGCGAUGCCCGCUCAGGUACCGGCUGCCGUGGCACGGCUGCCAGAGGCGCUGGGCAACCGCGGCGCGCUACUCUGACUGCGUGGAGGGGCUCCACGACUUCGUCGCCUGUAACGGUGGGAGCCUCUCGGACCCGCGGGCGGCCGACGCCACUCUGGAGCGCCACUUCGAGUCGCUCUUCCUCGGCGGCGAGGCCAAGGCCAACGCCCGAUGGUGCCUCUACGGGCUGGCCUGGCAGCAGGGCUGGGCGACCAAGGGUGACGCCUUCCCCAAGGCCAAGCAGGCUCUCAAAGGCUGGGACCGACUCGAACCACCUGGAAGCCGCGAGCCCGCGGUCUGGGAGGCAGUGCUGGCCGUCGCGGGCGAUCUCAUCGGGCGCGACUUCCAGUCCACGCUUGCAGGAGCGCUGCUGCCCGUUGCUUUCGACGGCUUCCUGCGACCGUCUGAGGCGCCGGGCCUGCGUGGUGCCGAUGUCUUGCGGCCGCCGCGCUCUGGACCCCAGAAGCUGUGGGCGGUGACAGUAGCCCCAGCGACACAGCCGAUUCCCUCGAAGACUAACACGUUCGAUGACACGGUCUUCUUGGGCAGUGCUGCCAAGGGCCAGGGCUUCGUGGGCAGCAUUCUCGAUAUCUUGCUGGCGCGUGCGGGCCCGGGACCGCUCUUUGCGGGCUUGACGCUAGCACAGCUGGAGGCCGCCGUGAACGCCGCCUGCCGCCGCCUGCAGCUGCCUGUGGCUUUCACGCCGCACUGCCUUCGUCAUGGCGGCGCCAGCCGAGACGCACUAGAGAAGUUCGAGGACCUGCGCUCAAUCCAGCGCCGAGGCCGCUGGAAGGCGCGGGAGAGCGUGCGUCGAUACGAGAAG
Messenger RNA from Prorocentrum cordatum, 5266 nucleotides. The record is from the annotation of a GenBank genome assembly. Lineage: Eukaryota; Dinophyceae; Prorocentrales; Prorocentraceae.